Molecule: messenger RNA, 1270 nt
Organism: Notolabrus celidotus (New Zealand spotty)
Lineage: Eukaryota; Metazoa; Chordata; Actinopteri; Labriformes; Labridae
Product: selection and upkeep of intraepithelial T-cells protein 5-like
Exons: 5
Coding region: 35-1072 (345 amino acids)
Source: RefSeq, a predicted model, not a curated record
GAACCCGGCCUACGAGUUCAGGACCAACCUCAUCAUGAGUGAACUGAAAAAUGGAAACAUCUCACUGAGGAUUUCCAACGUGCAGCUAUCUGAUGAGGGGAGAUACAUCUGCAAGACAAUCAAAGGGUCAAGCAAUGGGCCCCAGAGGGAGGGCGUGAUACUGCUCACUGUUGUUGCAGCGUCUGAGCCCAAACUCUCAGUUGUCCCAGAUGGGGGCGGUGGAGUAACUCUGCAGUGUGACGCCGGCUGCUGGUUCCCGAAGCCUGAGAUCACAUUUCUGGAUGAUCAUGGAAACAAAAUCAGUGUGGACGACCCAAAAGAGGAGUUCAACUCCGGGGGAUGUUUCAACAUCACGAGGAGAGCGACUUUGCCGACCGCAGUCAACAGAGUCGCCUGCUGGGUCAACCUGCCCAACAUGAGGAGAGUCGCAGAGAUUCACAUACCAGGCGGCUGCAUGAGGUCUUGCACUGUGCCCGUCAUCAUCGCUGUAUUUGUGCCUCUGAUGGUUCUCUGUGUAUCAUGCCUCGCCUACUUCUGCAAGAAUAGUCUUGCAGGGUGUCUAAAAGGGCCUAUUUUGCCGCAACUUUUCAAUGAAACUACAAAAAGCAGAAAUGGAGCAGAUUUUCAUCCUCCAGAAAACCAGGCUGAAGACGUCGAUCCCAGGGAGGAGCUUCUGAGAACCAUUGAGGACCUAAACCAAAGGCUUCUUGGUAAAGAUGAGAAGAUCAAGCAACUAACUCAACAACUGCAUGAACUCAAGUCAGGACAGACUCUUGAUGUGCAGAGCAGUCACAGCCAAGAAUCUGUAAGAGCACCACCAAGCAGUGAAGGCUCAGUGCCUGAUGUCUCAACCAACAGCUGUCCUUCUCUCUUGGAUGAUGAUGUCGUGUUGCCCAGCCCGUCUCCGGCCCUCCCUCCCACUGAUUUCCGUCCAAAGAGUUCGUCUCUGUCUAGCUCUUCUCGAAAGCCCCAACGCAGACACACCAUCUCACCCGUUUCUAGAAACCGCUUCAGUCUUUCGAAGCUAUCUGAAGAUGGGGAGCAGUUGCUCUCAACAGAAAAGUCUGAUUGAUACACGUUUAUUGAGGUACCGUCUGUCCCAGGUUACAAUCUUGUUAUUCAACCUUGUAAUAACUCCAGCUUUGAUCAAAUAGCUUUAGAGUAGUAUUCAUUUAGUAGCAGGUUUGUCAGUUACAUUUUUGUUGUUGUUGUUUGAUACGAAUUUUGUAGUCAAUUCAAUCAAUCUUUAUUUACAUAGCGCCAAAUCACA